AUGAUCCAGGAACUCUACUGGAAGCCAAUGCAGCUGCGCAGCACUGGGUUGAAUGUGCUCGAGAGGUACUGCCACGGGUCCAACCUUGCUGGUGUUGCAAAUGAGGUCCCCAAUAUCCCUUGCAGGCAACUAGUUUCCCUUGGAGGCUUCUUUGAAAACGAAAGAAUGGAUAGUGGUUUGGCAAAUUCAUACGUGACAUUCCCAGGGAAAUCUUUCUACGGUGCCUGGACUGCUGAUGUGACUUUUUCCUUGCUGUCAACCGCCAAGCAGCAGUGUUCCAGUCUGGGCAGAGCCUGCAACAUUGUGGUCAGCUUACGCAUGACUGGCCAUCUUUCCUUGAUGUCACCACUUGCAGAUGUGGAGCUACCAUCAUUCAAGGAGAAGCUGCUCAUUUCCCUCCAGGAUGCUCCUUCACCACAGAGGCGUGCAUCCCUGCAGGAAGCUAAAGACGCCUGCUACUUGCAGAAGGAGCGCUGCACUGGGGUGCUGAGCUUGCAUGGUGCCUACUACUUGGUGGCAGGGACAGUGCUGGUUGACUCCCCUGGCUCAGGUGCCAUCCUCUAUGUAAAGUCAGCCUGCUCUGCUGGCUUCUGUGGAGACAAAUGCCAGAAACGUUGCCCUCCUAUUUGCUUGAGCGGACGGACCCAUAACCCCUUGACAGGUCAAUGUGACGGCCUUCUGAGUUGCACACGUCAGUUCAGCCCCUCUUGUCUUCAUGGCCUGGUGAACUCAAGAUGUCCUCACAAUCCUGGCUGGUGGUUCUGGGAUGGACACUGCUAUUAUGUGGAAGAACACAGUAGCGAAAGCUGGCAGGGGGCCAAAGCAGCUUGUGACGCACAUGGCAAGCAUGUGGGCUUGCUGACUCUCACCAGUGCCAAGGAAAAGGGCUGGAUAAUGAACAUGGUGCAGAAGGAGAGCUGGAUAGGGCUGAAUGAUGCGGACAAAGAUGGGACAUGGACAUGGGCCGAGGGCCAGGAUGCUGAUUUAUCUCCUUCCUGGCUGACUGAUGUGCAGCUUAUUUCUGGUGGCUGUCUUGGAAUUGGGCCGCAGGGGGAGCAAAAUUUGGCUGUGUCCUCUUGCUCAGAACUGAAGCCGUGGAUCUGCAAAGCAGCUGUGGCACCCCAGAGUUCCUGUCCUACAGAGCCUGGAUGGAGAUCCUGGAAUGACAGUUGCUAUUUCUGGGAUUCUUCCUUGGUCAGUGGGUGGCAUGAGGCACUACAAGUCUGUCAGAGGUUCCGAAAGACAGAACUGCUGUACCUGACCUCACUUCAGGAGAAGGAAUGGAUCAGUUCAAACUUUGAGGGAUCUUUCUGGACGGGCUUGAAUGAUCUGAAGGAUGAAUCUGUCUUUCGAUGGACAACGCAGGAACCCCUUAACCAACCACUGGCAAUGUACUUGCAUGAUGACAUGGCAGAUGGUGGCCUGAAGGAUUGUGUGUGGUUUGACACAGGGACCGGAUUUCUAAUUGAUGCCAGUUGCAAGGAGAAAAAACCUUUCCUCUGCAAAUGUAGUGAAACCACAGACUGGUUUGAUAAGCAGUCUGGCCGUGGAGCGGCAGGUGACCUGGAUUUACUGUACCCAUCCAUGGAGAACCUGGAACAGGCAAAACAGGAGUGCCUGCUGGAACGCAGCGUGUGUGUUGCUGUCCUCCAGACAGACAAAGGAUUCUAUUUGAUCAGCUCGAUGGAGGAUAUUAUCUCCAAACCAGGCUCAACUCUCUACACCUUGUCCAUUUGUGCAAAAGGCUUUAGUGGCCCACACUGCCAGAAGGCUUUAAUGCAUCCCCAACGUCCAGCUUGCGAUUGCAGUGGCAGAUUCCAGACAACAGCCAAAGAAGUUUGUGGCAUCCUAGUACAGAGCUGUGUGGAUGACUGCCGCCGUAUGACAACCUGGAAAAAUUGCUCGCUCUGUUUGCCUGCCUGCACAGAGGCCAGCCUGAAGAAUCUGGACCCCGAGGAACUUGCUCUCAUAACAAUGAUUCAGUUCAGAGCGUCGCAGUCGCUCAACCUCACCACAGAAGAUGAAAGGGACAGAGAAAACUCAUCCAACAUCAUCUAUGACCCCAGAUACCCAUGACAGUCCUCCUUCUGUGAAAGAAACUGAGUGAAA
This is a messenger RNA of Sphaerodactylus townsendi, 2109 nucleotides long. RefSeq lists its product as uncharacterized. The transcript has 15 exons. The record is from RefSeq and is a predicted model, not a curated record. Bases 1 to 2076 code for a protein of 691 amino acids. NCBI's taxonomy places the organism in Eukaryota, Metazoa, Chordata, Lepidosauria, Squamata, Sphaerodactylidae.